GCAUGCACGCACUUAGCAUUAAGAAGGAGUAGCUGGUACCUAAUUUUCUCGGUCUUCUAACGCUUGAUAACAAGUACAGGUACCAGGCCUAUGGGCAACUGGAAAGCAGCAAGCGCUCGCCUCCGAUGUGCUUUCCCGAAACGGGCCAAGCCCCCACACUUCACACCUUUCGGCUUUGCGACCUCACGAAUUCUCCCGAGCUUUUUUUUCUCCCUCAUACAGAGGAUCCAAAAUUCAAAAACCCCAAAAAAAUCGUCAUCAAUUGCGCCCCGGCCAGCGAUUCCCUGCCACCGAGACGAGCCUCCUCGAAACCCGCCGCUUCUCCCUAGAGCCGACCCGGUUUCCUCUCUCUCACUCUCUCCUCCCUCUCCGGUCCAACCGCCAGACUUUCGCUCCAGCAGCCAUCAUGGCCCCCUCAUCGCUUGCUCGCCCCAUGCUCCGCUCGCCGGCCCUGCGCCAGCUUGCCUUCCGCCGCUUCGAGAGCUCUGCCGCCAACAAGGCCACCGAAGCCGCCAAAGAUGCUGCCGGCAAGGCCAAGGAGUACCAGGCAAAGGCUGCGCAGGGGCUGUCGCGCGUCGCGGGUGCCGCUGGCCCUGCCAUUGCCGGAGCUGCUCGUGGCCUCACCAACGCGCUCGGCAAGGUCGGUGGACGCACCGGCAAGCUCAUCAGCUUCGUUGAGAAGCAAACCCCUCAGGCCGUCUACUACGGCAAGGUUGCCGUCGAGACUAGCAAGAUUGUCUUCCACGCCCAGAAGAUGAGCCCUCCUUCCAUUGCCACCUUCCAGAACUUCUACCAGUCCCUGUGGAAGUCCAUCCAGAGCGGCGCCAUUCUCAAGUCUCCCCAGAACCUUCUUCAGCAGGCCCGCAGCCUGACUCCUGGCCAGCUGGUUGCUGGUGGUGUCAUCUUCGCCGAGUGCCUGGGUUUCUUCACUGUUGGCGAGAUGAUUGGCCGAUUCAAGUUGAUUGGCUACCGCGGAGAGACUGCUUCGCACCACUAAAUGUGUCUGCGAAUGCCCAACUCCUUUUGAUUUUGUCAAAGGAGGUCAAAAAUAUCCAUAGCCUAAGCCUGGCCCCACCCGGCCAAGUUUGGUUGAUGCUCGAAGAAUGAGAACUGUCUGUGGUAGAGGAAGAAAGAAAAAAAUCUGGAGAGUGAAUGAAGAAAGAUGACAAGCACGCACACAUCACACGCAUACCAUAUAGGGGGAAAAC
Trichoderma harzianum CBS 226.95 is the source of this 1208-nucleotide messenger RNA. RefSeq lists its product as hypothetical. Gene Ontology annotation, molecular function: proton transmembrane transporter activity. The record is from RefSeq and is a predicted model, not a curated record. Lineage: Eukaryota; Fungi; Ascomycota; Sordariomycetes; Hypocreales; Hypocreaceae. The coding region runs from base 407 to 997 and encodes 196 amino acids. Gene Ontology annotation, biological process: proton motive force-driven ATP synthesis. The transcript is spliced from 3 exons.